AUGGCCAAACUUAGAAAGGUCAUUGAGGCUAUUGGAGAAAUAUUCAAAAGUGAGCAAAACUAUAUUCAAGACCUCCUUAUGUGGGAAAGAGAUUUCAGGAUAUGGAUUCUCAACUGCCCAUUGUUUAGCACCCCAAAGAUUAAGUAUGAAAUAUGUGAUAGGAUAUUUAUUAAUCUGGAAAACAUCCAGAAGCUGCACGAAAACAUCUAUAAAGAUAUGAAGAAGAUGAACCUUAGUAUCUACUCGGAGAUAACGGGAAACCAUGAGUUGAAAAACACGGAGGAAUAUAUGAUUGACAAGGUUGACAUCAACAACCCGAAGAUACAAAAGCUAGAGUAUGUCUCCAUAUACGAGAAGUAUAUUGAGGAGUUUGAGCUAUACAAGGAGUAUGUACGGCGGCUUCCCAAAGCCGAUUUUGAGCUUGAGAAGCUUAUAUUCCGCCUUCCAGAAUUUGAAAAAGGAGUUGAAAACUUUCUGAAAGAAAAAAAUGCAGAGUUCCUAGGUGUGAAGCAUUUUCUGUAUAGGCCGUCUCAGAAACUUGCAAGAUAUCCCAUGCUUUUGAGAGCUGUUGCCAAGAACACAGAGGGAGAACUGAAGAGUGCAUAUGAAAAUUUGAUUGAGAAGUUUAUGAAAAUAGCAAAGAAUGCAGAUAAAGAAUUUAACAGGUUUGGAACUCAAUUUGCCAUCUACAGGCUCGGGAUCAACUUUAGUUAUAAGAAGGAAGUUAGGAACCAACACUGUCUAGCACUGUUUCAGAAAAAACGAAGACUAUUGAAGGAGGGGAAAGUACUGGUAAGAGGAGAAACAAAGGAAGACUCACCAACAUGCAAAUUGUUUAUUUUUGAUCACCUCAUACUAAUAUGCGACUACCCAAAAAAUAAAUUUGCAGAGAUCUUCAUUAGAGAAGAGCCUAUAUUCAUGGCUAGGCUAGUUGUAUUAAAAAAGGACACCGGCUUCUUUCCUCAAGACGAGUCCUUUGAAGAGCUCUCUCCUCUACUGUUGUUUGAGAUAGGAGGAGACAAAGCCCAGGGACUAUAUUUCCAAGACAAGGGGGAAAGAGAUGUAUACUACAACAUAAUUCAAAAGGCGAUACUUCAAGCCAGAUCGAAGCUUCGAAGCGAUGUAACUAUUGAGGAACUUCCUUUCAAUAUAGAUGAGCCAGUGAAGUAUGUAUGCAAGGCAACCGACUUCGAUUGGUAUGGGGAAAGCCUAUCUUCUUCAGGUAGCCUGGAGGAGGAGAGUUUUUCGACUCCGUCCGAAGAAGAGAAAUCUUUUUCUGAAGAUAGUGAGGAAAAGGAGGUGGAGGUAGAAGACAAUGAAUUAAUAGAGAUUGUGAAUAGGUUUUUGGAGAUCAAGAAGAAGAACUCUGAGGAAGAAAAAAGACAGAGCGAAGAGACAGACCAGAUUGGAAGCCAGACUAAACCAAAAAAGGGCCAGUCCUUGUGGAAAAUCCUAUUUCCAACAGCUGACUUCUUUGUGAGCAGCAUCCAACUCCCUCCUCCCUUGAAUAGAAGAGACGAUGCAGAAUAUAUCUUUGCUCAAAAGAAUAUGUACAUUAUAGCAACAAGCGAUGGUGUCUGCAGGUUCUUCAAUAAUAGGAUCGAUAAGAUCCUGGAAAGGAAGGUCAAGAAGAUAAUUUAUGAUUCUACAUACGAGAUAAUGCUAUAUCAAUCGGAAUCCAUUCUUUAUGCGUCCCAUUUCAACGUUGAGUCAACAAGCCUGGAAGAAAAUGUUCUGAAGGAUGAUAUCGAAGACUUUUUCUAUGGAAUAACAAAACAGGGCCCAUGCAUUGCGUCUACAGACUCCGGGGACGGUAAAUCUUUCUCGAUAUUUCUUUUUCUGGCAAUUGUGUCCAACCGUUCAAUUGUGAUUGAGCUUUCUCGAAGGCUGUAUGUUGGGCUUCAGGUAUAUAAUGUUUUCUUCUGCUCAGACAAGAUUGUGAUAGCAUCCAAAGACUUCGAGAUUAUUGACAUGGAGACACUUCGGACAGAAGAGCUCCUACAGAUCUAUGAUCCGUUCAUCCCUGUGCUUUUCCAAGGGCUCCAAGGCAUAACUGCAAGAUCGAUAUUCCCGGUCUCGCCACAUGAAUUCCUCUUGUGCUUUGAUUCCAUAGGGUUUAUAGUUGAUGAAAUAGGAAAGCUAAAGCGUACAGAUGUUAUCUUCCUGUGGAAUUGUGUCCCAAUAGAGUUUAAAGUGAUUAGGAACUACGUUAUUUGCAUUGGGGCAAAUGUCAUCAAUAUAUUUUGUCUCAAGACUGGACUUCUGGUUUUUAGCAAAUUCCAGGAUGGACUACGGUUUGUGACCGGAAGCCUUGAACCACUUGUGCAUGAUGGGAGGAAGUUCUAUAAGAUAAUAUUUGGAGAGGAUAGCGAAGAGGAAGAUAUACCAGAUUCACAAAGUAAGGAUCAGGAUCGAAAAGAAGGGAGUAAGGAGCAAUGA
Encephalitozoon intestinalis ATCC 50506 is the source of this 2439-nucleotide messenger RNA. Its product is annotated as Rho/Rac/Cdc42-like GTPases guanine nucleotide exchange factor. The transcript has a single exon. The record is from RefSeq and is a predicted model, not a curated record. Bases 1 to 2439 code for a protein of 812 amino acids. Lineage: Eukaryota; Fungi; Microsporidia; Unikaryonidae. Gene Ontology annotation, molecular function: guanyl-nucleotide exchange factor activity.